This is a messenger RNA of Dioscorea cayenensis subsp. rotundata (Guinea yam), 1882 nucleotides long. Its product is annotated as transcription factor bHLH30-like. The record is from RefSeq and is a predicted model, not a curated record. Lineage: Eukaryota; Viridiplantae; Streptophyta; Magnoliopsida; Dioscoreales; Dioscoreaceae. The transcript has 2 exons. Gene Ontology annotation, biological process: regulation of DNA-templated transcription. Bases 408 to 1493 code for a protein of 361 amino acids. Gene Ontology annotation, molecular function: DNA-binding transcription factor activity; protein dimerization activity.
UGACCGAGGUAGACUUUUUCCAUACUUGUUUUCACCUUUUUUUCCACCAUUUUUCUAUUCCCUCUAAUCCUUUUCAUUCCCUUCUUCUCCUUCCCCUCCAACCCAUACCCUUUUCAUUCUCUCCUCAGGCCUGGUCUGUCCUCUUUGCCCCCACUUUCCCCCUCCCUCUUCUCCCUUCUCUCAUGGAAGUCAUGAGAAGCUCAUAGCACUCUUCUCUCUUGGGAAAACAAAACAAGUACAACAAUCCUUCAAAGCAAAGGAUUAUAAGGAGAGAUCACUACUUCCUUCUUAUACUUUAUAUACAUGAAGUUGUUCUCCUCCUCCUCCUCAUCCUCCUCAUCAUCAUCAUCUUCUUCUUAUUCUAAUCAUCAUCAUCUUCAACAACAACAACAAGAAGAAGAAGGAGUAUGGAAAACCAAGAUGCUGAUCAUCACUUUCAUCCCUUUCAACAAGAUCAAUCUCAACAACAACAACAGCAACAACAACAGCAAAUUGAUGAAGGCUUUGCUCAUAUUGUUUCUACUCCCUCUUUUAUUCCUCCUCUCCCUCCACCUCCUCCUUUCAUUCUCAACCCUAUCAAUCCACUUGAUCAUCAUCAUCAUCAUCAUCAUCAUCAUCACUUCUUAUCUUCUGUUCUCCCUCCUCUCCCACCACCACCUCCUCCACCUCCACAACCUUAUCAUCCUCAUCACCACCAUGAUCUUUAUACUCGGAGAGCUUCUGCUGCUCUUCACUUCGCUUAUGACGUUGGAGGUCUUGGUUCAUCCUCAUCUGAUCCUUUAGGCUUCUCUACUGGCUUCAUGAGAGCUAGUGCUGCUGCAGGUGUCCCAGUCUCUCCUAGUUCUUCUUCUCCUUUUACCAACCUUCAUGUAGAAUUCAGCAAGAUGAGUGCUCAAGAGAUCAUGGACGCCAAAGCUCUCGCUGCUUCCAAAAGCCACAGUGAAGCCGAACGCCGUCGCCGUGAACGUAUCAACGCUCAUCUUGCUAAACUCCGCAGCCUUCUCCCAAGUACUACCAAAACGGACAAGGCUUCUCUAUUGGCUGAAGUAAUCCAGCAUGUUAAAGAGCUGAAGAGGCAGACGUCGGAGAUUGCCGAAGAAAGCCCGUUACCGACUGAGUCCGAUGAACUCACCGUCGAUGCAGCUAACGAUGAAGAUGGCAAAUUCAUCGUUAAAGCAUCGCUUUGUUGCGAUGAUCGAACCGAUCUUUUACCUGAUCUGAUCAAAGCUUUGAAGGCAUUGCGUCUAAGAACACUUAAAGCUGAGAUUACUACUCUUGGUGGGAGAGUUAAGAAUGUCCUCUUGAUCACUGGUGAAGAUGAUAGCUGCAAUCAGAUUAAUCAGUUAUCGAUAACUUCGAUACAAGAUGCAUUGAAGGCAGUAAUGGAGAGAGCUGCAGCCGAAGAAACUUCGUCGGCCGGGAUUGGUGCAGGAGGUAUUAAACGGCAAAGGACCAACAGCUUAUCCAGUAUACUUGAACACAGGUCUAUUUAAGCAAAACAAACACAAACAUUUCAUAUAUAUAUAUAUAUAUAUUAAAGGACUGAAGUUUUUAAGUUACAACGUAUGUCUUUGCUUUCAAACUGUUUUUUAGUGUUUGUGAGUGUGGAUUUGGUACUUGGGUAUCUCAAAGUUUUUUUUGUUUUUGUUUUUUGUUUUGUUUUGUUUUGUUUUUUUGUUUUUUGCCAAGAAUGGGAGGGUCGGAUCUUUUUCGUGAGAAGAGUUGGAUGUGCAAUUAAUCGAUGGUGUUCUUAAGAGGAAAAAUGUGGAGUUAUUGGGAUUGGAUGGAUGUAUUGAAGAUUGCCUCAUUUUGUUGUUUGUAUCUUGUUCUCUUCUUUGUUAAUGAGUUCAGUGUACUUUGUGUAGCACUGGAAGAUGUGCAG